UACAUCACUAGCGGACAUUUGAAUUUAUCGACUAGAACGCGGCCAGUUAACCGAGAUGACGGUUAAUCGGGGUUAGGAUAAUUGAUGCUCUACUGUAUUAUUGUUAUUUUUAUCUAUUCACGCACUGUUGAGAUUCAGAUUAGUUUGCCAGGUUUGCAUUUUAUGCUGUAUAUGGCAGUAAAUAUGAAACAAAAAUUGCAUGACGAGUUAACCAAAGCCUUUUCAAAUACUGUAUACAUUUAAUUCAAUACCUGUUACUGGUAAAUUGAUUAAAAACGCAUAGGCACUUCUUAAUGGCUGGAAGCUAAAUAUUUAUUUGUAACCAUUACCGGUAUGUUUAUAUAUUCACAUAUUAAACGCUUAGAAACGAUUAUAUUUAUAUAUAUUAUAAAUUUAUUCUAGGAAACAUUUGAAGUCAUUGACAAUUACAAUAAAAUAGAAAAUUUAGAAAUGCUUACAGGAAUUUCGUCUGAUAAAGAAAUUGCUGAAAAUAAGAUGGACUUAGAGACUGAUGUUUGUUAUGAUGAUAAAAUAUUCGAAAGUAUUCAAACUGAUAUGUGUGAUAAUAUUGAAGAUAGUAACAACAGUAAUGAGGAAAAUGAAAAUAAGAACAUAUCACGUGACAAUGAAGAAGUUGGAGCGAUAGGAUUUUCAGUCUAUAAAGAAUAUUUUUAUGCUGGAUCAGGUUUUCUCUUCAGGAUAUUCUUAUUACUAAUUUUAGUUGUAGCACAAUCUUUUGCAACUUUCAGCGAUUAUUGGCUUGUCAAAUGGUUGAAUAGCAAACAGCUCUAUACAGAAAAUGUAAAUAAUAUUGCAAAUAUGACGUUUAAGUCGACAAUAUUUAAUAAGAGUGAAGAUCAAGGUUUAUAUUAUAGUGAAGAAUAUAAUGUAUAUGUUUACUUCGGACUAAUAUGUGCAGUGUUUUUUACAAUGACGCUUUCUGUAUUAUUGUUGUAUAAUUUUUUCGUCGCUGCAUCUGUAGAGCUGCACAAGAAUAUGUUCCAUUGUAUUAUUCGAACUCCGAUUUCAUUUUUGGAUAACAAUCCUGUUGGAAAAAUUUUAAAUCGGUUUUCCAAAGACGUAAAUAACUCGGAUGACCUCUUACCUAUCAAUUUUUAUAUUUCGUUAAAAACAUUUUCUCUGAUCGCUGGAAUAUGUGUUCUUCAAGCAAUCCUGUGUCCUUACGUUCUCAUAUUGAUGUUGUUGCUUUCAAUAAUAUUUUAUGCUAUAUCGACGAUUCACAGCCGUGUGCUGAAAGGUAUAAAACUUAUGGAAGGAAAAUCAAGAAGUCCAGUAUUUUCUCAUCUCAGUGUAUCUCUUUAUGGACUGACAACAAUUAGAGCAUUUGAAGCUGAACAUAAAUUUAAAUCCACUUUUAGUAAGUAUCAGGAUAAGCACACUGCAACGUGGAUUGUUUACCUCGCAUUAAAUCGAUGCCUUUCUGUAUAUGGUUACAUCAUCUGUUACAUAAAUGUACUUAUUACUGUUAUUAUUUUCAUUUUAUCGAUUUAUCCAGAUGAUGCAGGAAGCCAAAUUGGACUCGUUAUGAGUUAUGGAGUAUUAUUUGUUUUGUACUUUCCCCUCCUUAUUAGAUAUUCAUCUGAAGUAAAUUUUCAGAUGAAUUCUGUAAAACGUAUACUGAAUUACAGCAAAUUAAAAUCAGAAGCAUCUUACGAAAGUUCGUGUGAUAAAAAACCACCGGCGGAUUGGCCACAAAAAGGAGAAAUUCAUUUUGAUAAUGUUUCUUUACAAUAUUCCAAGGAUAAAAAUAUUGUUUUGAAGAAUUUAACAUUUUGUAUUCAUCCGGGAGAAAAGAUAGGAAUUGUUGGGAGAACAGGAGCGGGAAAAAGUUCUAUAAUUGCUUCGUUAUUUCGCAUGAUAGAGCCAUCAGGAACAAUAACCAUCGACGGAAUUGACACAAAAGAUAUUGGUCUUCGAGAUCUACGUAGUAAAAUAUCUAUCAUUCCUCAAGAUCCAAUGUUAUUUAACGGUCCACUUCGAAGAAAUAUCGAUCCUUUCAAUGAAUAUUCAGAAGAAAAACUUUGGCAAGCUAUAGAAGAGGUGCAAUUAAAAGAAGUUAUCAGUACGUUGCCUGGAGGAUUGGAUACACAUUUAUCAGAAGGAGGACGAAAUUUCAGCGUAGGGGAAAGACAGUUAAUUUGUCUUGCGAGAACGAUUCUUCGCCAGAAUAAAAUACUUGUCAUGGACGAAGCAACAGCCAAUAUAGAUAAAAGAACUGAUUCCUGCAUACAGAAAAUAAUUCGAGAAAAAUUCAAAUCGUGUACCGUGUUGACAAUAGCCCAUAGAUUACAUACAAUUAUCGAUUCGGACAGAAUACUGGUUUUAGUUAAUGGAAAACUUGAAGAAUUUGAUAUGCCUUAUAAAUUACUGAAGAAUGUGAAUGGUACUUUUUAUAAUUUGAUAAAAAGCACGGGAGUUACUUCAAUGGACUAACUAUUUAAAAUUGCUGAAAAUAAAUAUAAUGUUCAAUAAUGUAUGAAAAGAACGAGAUUAUAAAACAAUGGAUUUUCCUCGAUACCUUUUGUAGAUUUCGUGUUGUUUUUAUAUUAACCACUAUUCGGAAUCAUCUGUUUUAAGUGCAGUUUCCGCAUGUUAUCCAGGAUAUAACAUUGUUAAAAUCUUUAGUAAAAACUAUUAAAACUUAAGCAGUAUUUGUGAUUCCUACUGUUAAAUUUAUAUAUGUUGAAUAUUAACGUAAUCAGUAAUAUUUUGACAAUGUUGUUGAAACUUUUAGAAUAGUUUAUUUUCAGAAAAUAAGUAAAUUUUAAAGAAAUAUAAACAAGAAAAAGUAGUUA
Molecule: messenger RNA, 2816 nt
Organism: Centruroides sculpturatus (bark scorpion)
Lineage: Eukaryota; Metazoa; Arthropoda; Arachnida; Scorpiones; Buthidae
Product: multidrug resistance-associated protein 4-like
Exons: 13
Coding region: 451-2454 (667 amino acids)
Biological process (GO): transmembrane transport
Cellular component (GO): membrane
Molecular function (GO): ATP binding; ABC-type transporter activity; ATP hydrolysis activity
Source: RefSeq, a predicted model, not a curated record